This is a messenger RNA of Podospora pseudopauciseta, 1560 nucleotides long. RefSeq names its product 26S proteasome regulatory subunit (gene RPN9). NCBI's taxonomy places the organism in Eukaryota, Fungi, Ascomycota, Sordariomycetes, Sordariales, Podosporaceae. Gene Ontology annotation, molecular function: structural molecule activity. Gene Ontology annotation, biological process: ubiquitin-dependent protein catabolic process. Gene Ontology annotation, cellular component: nucleus; proteasome regulatory particle, lid subcomplex; cytosol. Bases 234 to 1382 code for a protein of 382 amino acids. The record is from RefSeq and is a predicted model, not a curated record. The transcript is spliced from 2 exons.
GCACGAACCAGCUCCCGCCAGGUACGUACCUCAUCGAUAGGCUGCCCUGCCGCGUCAAGAGGGAAACUGGGCUCAGCAGCGGGCAGCCUCAAGCAGUUUCCAUCUUCAACUUUAACUUCCAACAUUUCAACUUCGAUUGAUACCCCCGCGAGUCACAUAUUCGGAAGGAAUCCAGGAUUGAUAGUGAACACACCAUCUAACCCACAAUAUUAACCACACAGUGGACGGCCAUCAUGAACGUCGACACCAUCUCCGACUUUCUCGCCGAGCAGCGGGAUAACACCAUCGAUGAGCUCCAGGGUCAUGUCCUGGAGUUCGAGACGUUAUGGGAGCGCAAGCUCUGGCACGAGCUCACCAACAACCUCAUCGAGUUCUUCAACCACCCCAGGAGCGCCCCCCAACGCCUACAAUUCUACAAGGUCUUCAUCUUGAAGUUCGCCGACAGAAUCAACCAACUCAAGCUCGUCGACCUCGCCCUCAAAGCCGCCACACAAUGCCGAGACAAUAACGAGCGCCUCGCCUUUAUGCAAUCCGUAGCGACCAGAGUCGACAAGGAAAACUCCCAAGACGCCCACGUCUUCGCCCUCAUCGCCGUCGCCCGCGUCAAGCUCGACCUCGAAGACCUCCCCGGCGCCCGAAAAGAUCUCGACAAGGCCGAAUCCAUCCUCGACAAGUUCGACUCGGUCGAGACUAUCGUUCACUCCUCCUUCUAUCACGCCCAGGCGGAUUACUACCAAGCCAAGCAAGACUUUGGCGCCUACUACAAGAACGCCCUCCUCUACCUAGCCUGCAUCGACGUCAAGAACCUCCCGUACGAGGAGCGCCGCCACAGGGCACACGACCUCGCCAUCGCCGCGCUCGUGAGUGCCUCCAUCUACAACUUUGGCGAGCUGCUCCUCCACCCUAUUCUGGAUGCGCUCAAGGAGAGGGAGGAGGACAAGUGGCUGAGGGACCUGGUGUUUGCGUUCAACAAGGGGGAUCUGGUGCAGUAUGACCUGCUGGCCAACCAGAUCCAGGCUCAUCCUCUGCUGGCGGCGCACUCUAAUAAGCUCAGAGAGAAGAUUUACCUCGCUGCGCUUACCGAGGCGGUGUUUAGACGUCCCCCUCACGACAGGGCCAUGUCGUUUGACACGAUUGCGUCAGAGACAAAGGUCAAGCCACACGAGAUUGAGCAUCUGAUCAUGAAGGCGCUUAGUCUGGGGCUGUUGAGGGGGACGAUUGACCAGGUGGAUGAAGUGGCGCAUAUCAACUGGGUGCAGCCCAAGGUGUUGGAUAUGACGCAGAUUGAUAACAUGAGGUCGAGGUUGAAGGAGUGGGAUUCCAGUGUGGAGCAGCUGGGCAACUGGAUUGAGAAGGUCGGGCAGGACGUCUGGGCUGCUUAGUCGGAUCUUAGACGGGACAAGACGUUGAUGGAUGAGGAGUGAGAGAGAAAAGAAACAGCGAGCUUCGAUGCUGGGCUAGACUGGCGUGUGGAAAUCAUGGCAUAGAGUAGUAGCCUUGUACAACGCUUGACGUAAUUAGACAAAUGAUGAAAGUCUGAGCGUUUUAUGAUCUUAUACA